CAGUAUAUUAUUAUCGACAAUAUUGUCAAGGCCCCGAGCAAGCACACUGGCCGUGAUGAGUCGUCUCGCCUUGUGCAGGAUGGGCAGGAUGUAUAGAAGGCCUUUUCGCUUAGUCAAGCACGAGGCCUAACCCUGCAUACGCUAUCGUAGCAAUCCAGCAAUCCAGCAAUUAUCCUGGUUGAUUCAGCAAUCGUGAAGUCCAAAGUGAAUCGCCCUCAACGCAACUUCCGUCGCUUUUCAACCACAGCAAAGCAAAGACAAGCAGCGUAAAUGUCGAGCCCUCAGUGUGAUAUCGGCCUCAUCGGCCUCGCCGUCAUGGGCCAGAACCUCGUCCUCAACAUGAACGACCACGGCUUCAAGGUCGGUGUCUUCAACCGAACUGUCUCAAAGGUAGACGCUUUCCUCGAGCACGAAGCAAAGGGAACCCAGAUUGAGGGCUACCACUCCAUCGAGGAGCUCUGCAAGAACCUCAAGCGUCCCAGGCGUAUCGUCCUCCUCGUUAAGGCAGGACAGGCUGUGGAUGACUUUAUCGAGAUGAUUAUCAAGCACAUGGAUAAGGGAGACAUCAUUAUUGACGGCGGAAACUCGCACUACCCAGACUCUAACCGCAGGGCCGAGUACCUUGAGAAGAAGGGCUUGCUCUUUGUGGGAUCCGGUGUCUCCGGCGGUGAGGAAGGUGCACGUCACGGUCCCUCGAUGAUGCCCGGUGGCUCAGACGAGGCAUGGCCUCACGUCAAGGACAUCUUCCAGUCCAUCUGCGCCAAGGCCGAUGGCGAGCCUUGCUGUGACUGGGUCGGCCAAGCCGGCUCGGGACACUACGUCAAGCAAACGCACAACGGUAUCGAGUACGGUGACAUGCAAAUGAUUUCCGAAGUCUACAGCAUCAUGCGCAAUGUCGGUAUGUCUUGUGAUGAAAUUGCAGAUGUCUUUGACACCUGGAACAAGGGUCUCCUCGACUCCUUCCUCAUUGACAUCACCCGUGACAUUCUCCGAUACAAGGAUGAAGACGGCACCCCACUCGUUGACAAGAUCCUCGAUUCUGCUGGCCAAAAGGGAACUGGCAAGUGGACCGCCAUCAACGCACUCGACCUCGGUCUGCCCGUCACAUUGAUUGGUGAGGCUGUCUUUGCUCGAUGCCUGUCUGCCAUCAAGGGCGAGCGUGUCCGAGCCAGCAAGGCACUCCCCAAGGUGCCCAUCACCGCCAAGUUUGAAGGUGACAAGAAGCAACUCAUUGACGACCUCGAGCAGGCUCUGUAUGCCUCCAAGAUCAUCUCGUAUGCUCAGGGCUUCAUGCUCAUGCGUGGUGCUGCAAAGGAGUACGGAUGGAAGCUCAACUUUGGUGGUAUUGCCCUCAUGUGGCGUGGUGGCUGCAUCAUCCGCUCUGUCUUCCUCGGCGACAUCACCUCUGCCUUCAAGAAGAACCCCGAGCUCGAGAACCUGUUGUUUGAUGACUUCUUCAAGAAGGCCAUUGAGACUGCUCAGCCUGGUUGGCGUCGUGUCAUCUCGCAGGCCGCCCUCAUGGGUAUCCCUGCACCUGCUCUCUCGACUGCCUUGUCCUUCUACGAUGGCUACACCACCGAGCAGCUCCCUGCAAACCUCUUGCAAGCUCAGCGUGACUACUUUGGUGCUCACACAUUCCGUGUCUUGCCUCAGUUUGCUAGCGAGUCUCUGCCAGAGGGCAAGGACAUCCACAUCAACUGGUCUGGUCGUGGAAACAUGCGUGUCUCGGCAUCUACUUACUCCGCUUAGAUAGUUUAUAGUGCCAACGUCACUUUUGCGGCGAAUCUGCUUUACAACAGUCUUUUUAUUAGAACGUAUUGGAGUAUGACAUUUUAUUCAUCCAUUAUAAAGCUACACGCAAGGUUUAAAAGUACAUGGUUGGGUGAGAAUAACGCUUGCUCAAUUUCAUUCAUGCUUUUCUUGGGGCUUGAUGUUCUGUGGCGGUUAACCUUGUCGGCGGUCUUCCGGGUACGGUUGCAUGGGUGGACCACCGCCACUUUGAUACGCAUAACCAUAGGGAUCAACCACUGCCGCUGACAAGGGCGGAUGAGAUGCGGACCCAUCGGGUUGAUUAUGGAAGACGUUGCCAAUAGGUGGGAGUGUGAUGCGCGAGAUAUCAGACGUGGGCGGUUGGAGUGGCGGCGACUGUGGUCGAUGCUGCUGCUGCUGUGGUUGAAAAGACUGUCCAGGCUGAUGAGGCGAGA
Molecule: messenger RNA, 2204 nt
Organism: Protomyces lactucae-debilis
Lineage: Eukaryota; Fungi; Ascomycota; Taphrinomycetes; Taphrinales; Protomycetaceae
Product: 6-phosphogluconate dehydrogenase
Exons: 2
Coding region: 271-1749 (492 amino acids)
Biological process (GO): pentose-phosphate shunt; pentose-phosphate shunt, oxidative branch
Cellular component (GO): cytosol
Molecular function (GO): phosphogluconate dehydrogenase (decarboxylating) activity; NADP binding
Source: RefSeq, a predicted model, not a curated record